GAACCUGACUUAGAAGCUCUGGCAAGGCAAGCAGAGGAAAGGAAACAAAGAGCAGAGAAGAGACAUAGGAAAGCCCUGAAAGAGCAGAAGUACCAAAAAGAAAAAUUACUUCGUGAGCAAUCCCGACGAACAAAUGCACGAAAACAUGCUCUGGAAGUGGAAAGACAAAGAGCAGCCAAAGUUGCAAGCCUGCCACCUCCUCCGCCGCAUCCUCUUGAGAAUUUUGAAGUGAAAAAAACUCCUGCAGUGAAGCCCUAUAGUGCUGACAACUUUUCUGUUACACGUUAUCAUAUUUCCGAGCUUUACGUGGACAGAGAAGUGGAUGAAGAGCAGCCAGAUGUUCGGUUAGCUGCUGAAAAAGAAGGGAGGCGUUUGGAGGAACUACACAUACAGGCAGAGAGGGAACGAAAAGAGCAGCUUGAAAAGGCACAUCUCAGAGGAAGUCAUGCCUUGAAGAAGGUCCAUUUGGCUCAGGAUAGAGAAAGGCUACUGAAAGAACUUGAGCAAAUGCAGAAUAUGGAUCGGAUGCGCAGAAGACAGAUGGUAGCACAGCUGCCACCUCAAAUUUUUGUGCCUGCAUACAAACGCAUGGAAAUAAAGGAAGAAUGGCAGAGAGAACUGGAGUUUGCAUUUGAAGAUAUGUACAGUGAAGACAGGAAAAUGAAAGGAGACCUGAUUUUGCAGUUUGAGCCACAACCUUUGCCAGCCCCUUCUGAUAGAUCUCAAGAUAAUGAUCUUGAUAUCUCUUUGGAGCAAGAAUCUGCUUGUGACACUCAACCAGAAUCUGCUUGUGAUACUCAACAAGAAUCAGGACAGAUGGUGGAAGAGGAGGUCCUCAAUGAACCAGAAAGUCAUGAAGAAGCAAAAACUCACCAACCUCAGUCAAGACUUGCCUUAAAGAAAUUGCUGAACAAGAUUAGAAGCCAGAAAGAGGAAUGGACAUCAAAAAGUGAGAGAGAGAUUCAAAGUGAAGUUGAGACUAUCGAAUCAGGCACAAUUGCUAGUGAAGAGAGACCAUUAUGUGAUUUAGAACCUAACUUUGAGCAACAGAAAAAUACAGUGUGUGAAGCUAAAGACUCUGUGGAAAUGUUGGAAAAUACAGUUGCAGCUGAAAAUUCGGUUCUAAUCCAUCCUCAAGAACAAGCAGCUAAAAUUAGAAUGGAAGAGGAGAGACAAAAGUGGAAUGAGCAAAUAGAGCAACAGAAACAGGAACAGCUGGCCUUGCUUAAACAAAUUGAAGAAGAGAGAGCAUGUUUGGAGGCUGAUUUUCUGAAGAUCCAAAUGCAAACUCGUUGGGAGGAAGCUAAGAAAAAAAAUGAGGAGGAAGAGCAAAGUCAUCUGCUGCAAAGCCACAGUGUGCCUUCUACAGAUCAGCAGAAGAAAGUGGAACAUGAGACUGGAAAUACUACUGUAUCAGAAACCAGGAGUCCCAGAGAAGGCAGCCAUUUAGAGAUGAUUCGUAAUUAUCAACAACGCCUUCUACAGCAAAACAGGCUGCACAAACAGACUGUUGAAGAAGCUAGAAAGCGUCUACAGGAGUAUCAGAAUAAAUUGAAGCAAAGACACUUGUCUGCUUCUGCAAAACCUCCAAGCUCUGUGGAAACAAAAUCAAUUAAUUUAAAGCCUGUCUCAGAACCGCAUCUACAGAGGCAAGUAGCGCAACCAGCACAGUACCAGUCAUCUGACCAAGUUCAUGCACAAGAGUAUGCGCCGUCGCUACCUGUGUUUUCAGGAACAUUGCGUAUGUUGGAAAAAACACCUUCACAGAAACGUGAAGAGCAAACGCAUAAUGUUUGUCCUGGCAGACAUGGGCAGGUUUUAGAAACAUCAAAAUUGAAGAAUGGAGAGUUUUGCUUGCCGUCUGGCUGUGCUUCACAGGAACAAGGGGGAACAUUGGCAACCUCCAAUAGUCACGUCAGAGAACCAUCUAAGUUCCAGUUACCAUCAGGAUUAGUCAGGAAAGGUGUCGCUGCAGUAGGAACUCAACUGGAAGCACGUGUACAACACGUUAGAUUUCUUUUGCCUACAGAAGAUUCCUCUGAGCCUUCAGAAACAGUGCACUUCAAAGAGUCAUCUCAGAAGAUGUCUAGCCAUCAAACAGAGACCGAAGCUGGAGAAGAGCCCCCGCUUAAGACACCCUUCAUGCCAGCAACAAAGGGAUCUCAUACAGUUCAGGAAGCCUCAGUUGGUUCUGUGGCACACCAGCACGGAUCUGCAGAGAACACCAUCAAAACAAGCCUUGAACAACCCCUCAAUCUUUCUGAACCCAUAACUUUAUCUCAUGAAGAAUCUAAAGCCCAGAGUGGUGAGGAAUUCUUGAUGUCAAAAGCAAGAGAUGCAUCUUCGUUAAAUUAUUCUGGUAUACUGAAUUUAAGGGACAGAGUGUUGGCCUCAUCAGAAAGCAUCCAAGCUCAGCAAAACUAUUUGAAAGAAUUGCAAGAGCAGAUAGAUGCACAAAGAGAAGCUCUUCUUUCUAGACAGAAGAUACAAGAACAACUACUUUUACAGAGGCAAGAUAAAUUGAAGGAACAGAUGCAGAGACAGCAAGAGGCUUUGAAAGAAUUUCUGAGCAGGCAGGUGAGACAUACCUGCAGAAAGGAAGAAAUGACAGAGGCACAAAAGCAUGACUGGAUUCAUAGGACUGACUUUUUCCAAGUCUCAGAAAACUGCCAGCAAGAGACUUGUGGCAGGAGUAAAUUUCACAGAAGUGAAAUGAUUUCACAGUGCCUUGGUGCAGCUGAGCAAACUGAAGUGUCUGAGAAAGUUCUAUGUAGAGAACAGAAACUGAGAUCUUCCAAACCACCUGUGACAAAAGUCAAGUUAGGGCUCAAUUUGGAACAACAUGAACUUAGUGUUAUACCAGAGGUAGACACACCGAAGAGCUGCAACAUUUCUUUUGCAGAUAAAACUGAUUCUGCUGGUGGGGAAUUUUCUCCCAUUUCAACCACUGGGGAGUUGGCGUACAGGAAACGUUACAGUCAUGCUCUUCAUGAAGAAGGCAAGUCACCUUUGAGCAUAACAAACUGCGAGGAACAAACCUUUAAUGGAAGUCCAAGGCAAAGUAAACAGUCAAGUAGAUUAUUACAAGAGGUGCUGAUGAUGACUGCUGAAAAUUCAUAUGAUUCAGCCCAGUCCCAGGAUUCUCAAGUGGCUCAAGAUUCAUCAGUUCUUGCUGCUGAAAUUGGAGAGGGAGUUGCAACACAUUCUGGGCCGUCAUUCAAACUUGAUAAUGUGGAAGUAUUUUCUGAAGUAGUAUCCACAAGCUUAGGUUCAGAGGCUUCCAUGCAAGGAAUACCCUGUGACUUUUCUUCAACAAUUUCCACUGGAAGCUUUUUGACUAGUGAAAUGUUGGAUAUAGGUUCUGUUGACACUGGAUUGUCUUCUGAUAGUACAGAAGAUCUAAUUUUGAGAGAAACAGCAAGUCAUCCUUGGAUCUCCUCGCGGCCUUUUACCUUGCAGCCGAAGCAGGAAAAUUUGUCUGGAGCAUCUGAAACUCAGUUGCCUGAAGGAAAGAUGUACGUUUAUAAAGGAAGUCAGAUCCAGCAGAUCAUGGGGAAAUGUACUGGAGACUUGAACUCUGACUCAGAGGACAAUACAUGUUUCCAAGUUCUAGCAGCUGAACUUGAUUUUCCUGAAACAGAGGGACAUUUUCCAAACUUCCAUCACCAGCUCUUUCAGCCUUUGGAACCAAGGCUUGACUCUGAUACUUCAUCAUCCUGUUCUCAAUACAGAAUUUCACAAGACAGUAAAGAACUUAGCAAGUCUUCAAAUUUUUCAACAAAAAGUCAAGACACUUCUACAUUUCUAGAAGUGGGAAAAUCCAGUUUGAAUAUACAAAAAACCAGUCUGCCUUCUAGUCUUGAAACAAACAGACCAAGCAACGUUACAUCAGAAGAGGAGUCAGUUAAAGCAAAUGUUACUUUAG
This is a messenger RNA of Pterocles gutturalis (yellow-throated sandgrouse), 3925 nucleotides long. Its product is annotated as centrosomal protein KIAA1731 homolog. Lineage: Eukaryota; Metazoa; Chordata; Aves; Pterocliformes; Pteroclidae. The transcript has 19 exons. The annotation marks the transcript as partial. The record is from RefSeq and is a predicted model, not a curated record. Gene Ontology annotation, biological process: regulation of centriole replication. Gene Ontology annotation, cellular component: centrosome; centriole; cytosol.